This is a messenger RNA of Hemicordylus capensis (graceful crag lizard), 2573 nucleotides long. RefSeq names its product BCL2 like 12 (gene BCL2L12). Lineage: Eukaryota; Metazoa; Chordata; Lepidosauria; Squamata; Cordylidae. The transcript is spliced from 7 exons. Bases 570 to 1664 code for a protein of 364 amino acids. Gene Ontology annotation, biological process: regulation of apoptotic process. The record is from RefSeq and is a predicted model, not a curated record.
UUCUUGUGGUUCAUAAGCGUGACGGGCGCGGGGGGGGGAGGUUUACAUUGGAGUGUGGGAUGCUGUUUCUGAAAUGACAGGAACUUCUGAUCUAGCUCAGAGGGUGGAAAGCUGUGGACGGUGGGCGAAGCGAUCAGAGGGAGGGAGGCAAUGAAUGGGGAAAAGUAAAAAAAGCAGAGACGGCAAAGACAAGGUAAUUCCAAGAGUUUUGCUUCCUGGUGCGCGGGGUGCACAGCCCACACCCUGUUCACGAACAGCAUCCCCUAACUCCAGGAUUUUCUAAUGGAAAGGAAGGAAGAAAAAUGAAAGGAAAAAUGAGAAAGAACAGAAAGAGAGAGAGACGGGCAGGAAGAAAACGAAAAUAACAAGGAAAUAAAAAGGAAGGAAGGGGAAAAUGAGAAAGACAAAGACAGACAGGAAUCAAGAAAAAAGGAGGUGCCUUGCAAAGAAAGGGAGAGAGUAAGGGAAGGAUGUAAUACUGUAUAUCUUGGAUGAUGAUAGAGAUAUAAGAGACAGGAACCUCUCCAUUUCUGCUGAGUACCUGGCUAUCCUCACAAGUCUGCAGCUUCAUGGCGGGAAGCUUGGUGAAGGAAGAGCAGGUGAAAGAAGAGACCCGGUUGGUGCUUGAAGCAUUUUUACAAAAGUCCAUGAACUAUGGAGAGGCUGGUCCCCUAGGUCAUGUGGGCCGUGCCUAUCAUGACCCCCAAAGUUACAUGCACAGAUCCUCAGGUGAACAUGCCCAGCAGUGUCCAUCCAGGUCCACCAUCCAUGAGGAGACUAACCGCGUGGAGGAACGCAAACAUGGCUUCCGCAACAGCUUCAGGCGCCUGUUGCAGCGGCGACCCAGCCCCCAAGGAUCUCCUGUCAGCCCCUCUCCCUCCAACAGAGACUCCUUAAAGCGGCCUAAAGCAGAAGGGGAGGGGGCCCGCCAGAAGCACACCUUCUCCUUCAAAAACCUCGUGCGGAAGAAGACCCCUCCUUCAGAGGAGAUGAGGGGCAGUGCUGGCUCUUCCCGGCGGCGCCCAAACUCUUUACCUGUUGUCACUUGCUACUGUAGAAAACACCCGGGUGUUGAAGAGGAGCCCCAACCAACCAGUAGUGAGGCUGCAGGUGAUAAGCUGUAUACCUUGGCAGCCCGGAAACUGGAGCACUUGGUGAAACAGCAGCAGCAGCUGAUCAGUCCUGGAGCAGCAGCAAAAGAUUUGCUUUCUCCUAUAAAGUACACACUUCCCAAGGAGUCUGUGUACGACUCAUCAGUUGAUUCAGAUGUGCUGUCAGAAGAAAUGAAUGAAAGUCGGAAAGAGCAAAUCCUACAGAGACUGAUUGCCCUUCUUGAAGAGCAGGCUGGAGUCAUCAAUAAGGAGAUCGAAGCUGACCCAUUGCUACACAACACCGUGGCUCGUAUGUCAUACCGCAGUUUUUCCCAUCUUGCCGAAGCGUUCACCUCGCAGGCUGCACCCGGUGUCCCCAGCCCUCAGCUGGCCAAGCUGGCCCUCACCAUGGAGCUCACACGGAAAGUGGCCGGUAUCAACAGCCAUACAGUGCACACCCUCAUGGGCUACAGUCUGAAGUAUAUGGACAUGUUUGUGCCGUGGCUGCAGCAACAAGGUGGCUGGGAAAACAUCGUGGCCCAAGAUGACAUAUUUGAGCUGCAACUCGACUAGCUGUGACCAAAGGGGACUGGAGGGUUGAGAUCUGAACACCCCCAUCUCUACUAUCUUGAAUCAAAGCCAGUGAUCUUUAUGGCUGUGACACAGGGAAGAAUAUGCUCUUGGGAGGAGUUCAGGGAAAACAGAGUACUGGGGCAGGGGAAGGAUAGCUUUUUAAGAUCUCAGGGGUGGGGGGGAAUCUUCUCCCCAACAAGAGAAAGGCCAGACAAUAAAGAAAGCUUAACCUUUCCACUUGCUGAGCUAAACUGAAAGCCCUGGUAUCUAAAAGGGUGCACUAAUAAAUUCUGCAAUUGGAAUAGACAUUUGAUAACAUGGUUAAUUAUUUGUCCCUGCAGAAUUUGGAGUUUGUUUUUAAAUCUGUCAUGCACUGAAAAAAGGAUGUUUGAGAUUCAUAGAGAAAUAGAGGGGAUAAAACAGUAUGUAAACAGAAGGGAACAGGCUAACAGAUUUCUUUUAAUUCAAUUCUGUAACUCAGGGGCUAUUUAGAUGUACUCUGUUUUAUGCUAUCCAAGCAUGAAAACUAGCAACUUGGUUGUCUUUGCAGGAUUCUGUUAUGUGGGAGUUUGUCCCGCCUUGUUCUAUUAAAACGAUAUCUAUGCAUUGUACCCAAUAACUCAGUGAGAAUUUAACAGCGUGAGCUUGGAAUUAAAUGUAGUUGAGUUCAGUGGUACUUACUCCUGAAUAUGUGAUUGUAGGAUUAUAGUUUAAGGCUGCAAUCUUACACAAAACUUACUUGGGGAAAGUCCCAUGAAAUUCAGUGGGAUCAUACUCCAAAUAAAUAAUCUAACACUCAAACUCAGGGAUGUAGAUGUAUUUAUAUGCAACACUAAUGGCUUUUUCGAAAAUUGAUGACUACACUGUAAUUUUUUUAAAAAGUUUUAAUUAAAAUCUAUUUAAACUUUA